AGGUCGCCCGUGCGCAUGUGUGUAUGUUCGGGAUCGGCAGCCGUGAAACGGAGGUGUGGAGAAACCGAGCAGCACGAGAAAAGCCACGGAGAGAGAGAUGGCGCAGGACCCAACCGGAGCGCAAGGACAGGCGGGGGGGCUCGAGACACAACCGAGAGGAAGCAAAAAAUAUAAUGUAGUAUCAAUAAAACGAGUCUAAAAGGGAAAGAAAAUAUAUAAUCGGAGGAAAGAAAAUAAUCAACAAAGACAAGAGGAAGAAAACACCAGCCAUAAAAAGGAUACAAAAAACGUCCAUCAACCAGGAUUCAGGAGACAGAACAAACCACCACAACAAACCAACAGACUGGGAGGGAACUUUCCCGCCGUGAGGACUCUGGACUGUUCUGUGGACAUCCAURCCUCWCCCAGGUCACAUAGAUGGUCGCCAAGCAUUAUGAACGCGCAACUGUCCAUGGAGAGCCUCGGCGACCUGAGCCAUGAGUCUGUGGCCGGUCCAGGAGAGCUGCUAGUCGGCCACAGCCCACACCCCCGCCCGGGUGGGGGCCGAGGGCUGGCGCACCGCUCCAUGGGCAUGACGAGCCUGCUAGACGGGGGAGAAUACCACUCCCAUCACGGACACAACACUGGACACCCCGGUCAUCACCUGCACCCCGCCAUGAGUAUGUGCGAGGCCCCCCCUGGAAUGAGCGCAAGCWCCUACACCACCCUCACACCUCUCCAGCCUCCCCUACCCCCCAUCUCCACUGUAGCAGACAAGUUCUCUCAUCAUCACCAUCAUCAUCAUCAUCCACACCACCAUCCUCAUCAUCCUCAUAAUCAUCAUCAGCGACUCCCUGGUAAUGUCACCGGCAGCUUUACGUUUAUGAGGGACGAGAGGGGGCUGGCGCCGAUCAACAACCUCUACUCCCCAUACCACCACAAAGACGCCCCUGGGAUGGGACAGAGCCUCUCCCCACUGUCUGGCUCUGGCCUGGCCGGCCUACACAGCUCCCAGGCCGGCCUGCCUCCCUAUGCCCACCCCGGGGUCUCAGCCUCCAUGCCGGGGGAGAAGAUGCAGUUGACUCCCGGUGGGUUCGAGGCUCAUCACCCCACCAUGCUGGCCAGACACGCCGACCAGCACCUCACCUCCUCGGGGAACAUGCUCCAUAUAAACGGCCUCCAUCACCACCACCCCCAUGCCCACCUCGGAGCCUCGGGGCACGUGCUGGGUCACGGGAACCCCCGGGACAACAACACCCAGAGCCACGCCUCAGGGCCCGGGGUUCAAGUCCAGGGGGUUGGUGGUGGUGGCGGUACCGACGGCAAUUCGACGGGUCAAAUGGAAGAAGUAAACACCAAAGAAGUAGCGCAGAGGAUCACCACAGAGCUGAAGCYUUACUCCAUCCCCCAGGCUAUCUUCGCCCAGAGGGUGUUGUGUCGGUCCCAGGGGACACUGUCAGACCUGCUCCGGAACCCCAAGCCCUGGUCCAAGCUCAAGUCCGGCCGGGAGACCUUCCGCCGGAUGUGGAAGUGGCUGCAGGAGCCUGAGUUCACACGCAUGAGCACGCUCAGGCUCGCAGGUGAGCGAACCCUCG
This is a messenger RNA of Salvelinus sp. IW2-2015, 1574 nucleotides long. Its product is annotated as hepatocyte nuclear factor 6. The record is from RefSeq and is a predicted model, not a curated record. The transcript has a single exon. Lineage: Eukaryota; Metazoa; Chordata; Actinopteri; Salmoniformes; Salmonidae. Gene Ontology annotation, molecular function: RNA polymerase II cis-regulatory region sequence-specific DNA binding; DNA-binding transcription factor activity, RNA polymerase II-specific. Gene Ontology annotation, cellular component: nucleus. The annotation marks the transcript as partial. Gene Ontology annotation, biological process: regulation of transcription by RNA polymerase II.